This is a messenger RNA of Colletotrichum lupini, 912 nucleotides long. RefSeq lists its product as uncharacterized. The transcript is spliced from 4 exons. The coding region runs from base 1 to 912 and encodes 303 amino acids. NCBI's taxonomy places the organism in Eukaryota, Fungi, Ascomycota, Sordariomycetes, Glomerellales, Glomerellaceae. The record is from RefSeq and is a predicted model, not a curated record.
AUGCUUGCAUCAUCCAGCAAGAAAGAGAAUGAGGAAGAGAAGUGCGAAAACAAGUUCCACUGGUAUUUAUACUGGAAAGGCGAUACAUUGGUGUACCCAAUCCAUCCCGAACCCAGACCGCCGGGCUACAAGGCACCAAUCAAGACAACUCCACUGAAGGAAACGGAGACAACGUGCGAUAAUCCAAUUCAUUGCCAUGAGAAAUAUCACUGGUCUUUGUACCGGAAAGGCGAGGAAUUGGUACAACCCAUCCAUCCUAAAGGCAGAGAUGUCCCAACAGAUUACGACAAGGGACCAGUCCCUACAGUUGACGGUCGCAUACUCGGUACCAGAGACAUCUGCCAUGUCAAAGACAGUUGCCCAGGCGUUCAUUUCAUUGGAAGACGGGACCCGCGCAGUGAGGGGAAACAGCAAAAGUUUCAAUACAGUUCAAACAGAGAUACGACGAGACUCCUGAUCGAAGCGGAGCUUGCAUCUGAUGCCCUAAAGCCAACAUCAGACAAUCUCAUAGAAGACGAGCUGGAAGAUGAUAUGAAUUACCGGGGCUCAGAGCCUUCUCGGACACAAUACAAUAACAAAACAUUGACAACUCGUGUUGCUGAUGAAAUAACGAUGAUAUUUCGCGCCUGGCCUAGAUCCUUCAUGCUCGCCGUGUGUAAAUCUGAAACCACUAUCCAUGCCAGGCUGAUGUAUCUUACAGGACCCAGUAUCAAACACGCAGUUCUUCAGGCGCUACAAGACAUUGGGCGGUCUGACACAGUUUGUUUGCCGUUUGGCCCUCUUGAAGCUGUUCAUGCGCCAAAGGAACGAAUAGCUGUCUUUCCCACUCUCAUCACUUUGUUCAACAUCAAAGGACAGACAGCAACAUUGAUCUACGAACUGGACUCCCAUAUACAUGAAGCCGAUCGAUAA